CGCUACUGACCAAUCUGCCCGGCCCUCGAGUGCACCAUGUCUGGUUCCUCCAGCAUCACCGCUAUGAAGAAAGUGGUUCAACAGCUCCGGUUGGAGGCUGGGCCCAACCCAGUUUCCCAGGCAGUUGCAGAUCUGAAACAAUUCUGUCUGCAGAAUUCUCAACAUGACCCCCUGCUGACUGGAGUAUCUUCAAGUACCAAUCCCUUCAGACCCCAGAAAGUUUGUUCCUUUUUGUAGUAAAAGGAAUUUUGAAGGUGUUCUAAACCACUUUUCUUGAAGCAGUGAAUAUU
Messenger RNA from Myotis brandtii (Brandt's bat), 290 nucleotides. RefSeq names its product guanine nucleotide-binding protein G(I)/G(S)/G(O) subunit gamma-5. NCBI's taxonomy places the organism in Eukaryota, Metazoa, Chordata, Mammalia, Chiroptera, Vespertilionidae. Gene Ontology annotation, biological process: G protein-coupled receptor signaling pathway. The record is from RefSeq and is a predicted model, not a curated record. Gene Ontology annotation, cellular component: heterotrimeric G-protein complex. The transcript has a single exon. The coding region runs from base 37 to 237 and encodes 66 amino acids. Gene Ontology annotation, molecular function: G-protein beta-subunit binding.